This is a messenger RNA of Sinocyclocheilus grahami, 1013 nucleotides long. Its product is annotated as origin recognition complex subunit 2-like. The transcript is spliced from 8 exons. The record is from RefSeq and is a predicted model, not a curated record. The annotation marks the transcript as partial. NCBI's taxonomy places the organism in Eukaryota, Metazoa, Chordata, Actinopteri, Cypriniformes, Cyprinidae.
GACUGUUUCCUGUGGCGCGGAGUCGAGCGCAGUUUACCUCAGGACUCCAGCGAGCGAGAUUGAGUUUAUUAUCGAAACAGAUAUUAGUAAGCGUGUAUGUGUGGGCCAGAUAUCACCGAUCAGAGUCGCGGGAUGUCGCAGAAACAGCCGUUAGAGCUCCGCUUCGUCGCCGAUGAAGACGUUCUGGAUCAUAUUGUAGAGAAACGGCGAGAUAUAAAGGCGGCGGAUGGAUCCGUGCAGACGCUGGUGACCCUGAAAGCCCAGCAGAGAUCCAGAAGAGCUGAGGAUGAGGAGGAGGAGGAGGAAGAGGUGCUGAGUGAGCAGAGCUAUGUGCAAAUGUGUGUUUUUAUGAAUAUAAAGGCGGCGGAUGGAUCCGUGCAGACGCUGGUGACCCUGAAAGCCCAGCAGAGAUCCAGAAGAGCUGAGGAUGAGGAGGAGGAGGAGGAGGAGGAAGAGGUGCUGAGUGAGCAGAGCUAUGUGCAUGCUCUGUGCACCGGAUCACAAGAUACGAGUGAAAAUGGCACCGUCACUGCGGGAUCAUCUGUCUUCUCGUUUCAGACCAUCAAGCGGGGCAAUAAAAUGGCUCAGAUGGCGUCUGAAUGGUCUCGAACGCCUGGAAAGAGUGUGACCUUCUGCACAUCAGACACAAACGAGGACUCGUCCAGCCCGACACGCACCGCUCAAAAAUCAGCCAAUCAGAGCAAAACCCCUCAGAAGGGAAAGAAGGUGCAGUUCAUCUCCACGACACCACACCGACUGCGCAAGAGACUGUCAGCUCCGAACCUGCGUUCAGACAGCGAGAGCGAUUUCUCCCCCUCGAACUCUGAGGAUGAUGAUGAUGCUGAAGAACACGAGGGGAAGAGGGUCGACCAGCCCAAAACACCCAGUAAAAACACGUCCGCUGCUGCGCUCUAUAAGACGCCCAGUAAGAAGGGCAAGAAAGCAGCAGAGGUGAGAACCUGUUUCUUGCACUUAAAACACCUUAGCAACCACCCUCAACACCCUAGCAACCU